AUGCGGCUGCUCCUGUUCGUGCCCCUGCUGCUGGCCCCGGCGCCCGGGUCCUUGGCUCCCAAGGUGAGGCGACAGAGUGACACCUGGGGCCCCUGGGGCACCUGGAGCCCCUGCAGCCGGACCUGCGGAGUGGGCAUCAGCUUCCGGGAGCGCCCCUGCUUCUCCCAGAGGAGAGAUGGGGGCUCCAGCUGCGUGGGCCCCGCCCGGAGCCACCGCUCUUGCCACACAGAGAGCUGCCCUGCGGGCACCAGGGACUUCCGGGCUGAGCAGUGUUCCCAGUUUGACGGCCAGGACUUCCAGGGAAGGCGGUACAAGUGGCUGCCCUACUAUGGAGCCCCGAACAAGUGCGAACUGAACUGCAUUCCCAAGGGGGAGAACUUCUACUUCAAGCACAGGGAGGCUGUUGUGGACGGGACGCCCUGUGAGCCUGGCACCCGGGAUGUCUGUGUGGAUGGCAGCUGCCGGGUCGUCGGCUGUGACCACAACCUCGACUCCUCAAAGGAGGAGGACAAGUGUCUGCAGUGUGGGGGUGACGGCACGACCUGCUACCCCGUCACGGGCACCUUUGAUGCCAAUGACCUCAGCAGAGCGGUGAAGAGCGUGCGCGGCGAAUACUACCUCAACGGUCACUGGACCAUCGGGGGCGCCUGGGCCCUGCCCGCGGCCAGCACCGUCCUGCACUACGAGCGCGGGGCCGAGGGGGACCUGGCGCCUGAGCGGCUCCUCGCUCGUGGCCCCACCUCUGAGCCCCUGGUCAUCGAGCUCCUCAGCCAGGAGCCCAACCCUGGCGUGCACUACGAGUACCACCUGGCCCUGGGCAGCCCCCGGCCCGGCUUCCGCUGGAGCCACGGCUCGUGGAGUGACUGCAGUGCCGAAUGCGGUGGAGGUCACCAGGCCCGCCCGGUGUUCUGCACCACUGAUGACGAGGUAUACCCUGACCACAUGUGCCAGCAUCAGUUGCGGCCGGCUGACCGCCGCCCCUGCAGCACUCACCCCUGCCCGCAGACCAAGCGCUGGAAGACGGGGCCCUGGUCGCCCUGCUCGGCCUCCUGUGGCGGUGGCUCCCAGUCCCGCUCUGUCUACUGCGUCUCGUCUGAUGGGGCUGGCGUCCAGGAGGCCGCCGAGGAGGCGGAGUGUGCAGGCCUGCCUGGGAAGCCCCCCACCACGCGGGCUUGCCACCUGCAGCGCUGUGCAGCCUGGAGGGCAGAGCCUUGGGGAGAGUGCUCUGUCAGCUGCGGUGCUGGCGUCCGGAGGCGGAGCGUCACUUGCCAGAGUGAUGAGGGGUCUCUGCUCCAUGCUACAGCGUGCUCCUCGGAGGACCGCCCCCCUGUCACUGAACCCUGCGUGCGUGAAGACUGCCCCCCCAUCCAUGACCAGGCCUGGCAUGUGGGCGCCUGGGGCCUAUGUUCCAAGAGCUGCAGCGGGGGGACUCGGAGGCGCCAGGUCCUCUGUGCCCUCGGGCCGGCCAGCCACUGCGGGAGCCUGCAGCUGUCCAAGCCCGGGGAGGUUGAGCCCUGUAACUCACAGCCCUGCCAUCUUCCUCCAGAAGUCCCCAGCAUGCAGGACGUGCACGUCAGCUCCAGGGAUCCCCGGAUGUCUUUGGGCCCUCGGGCGGCCCCCACCUCAGGUUCCAGAGACCAGUGGUGGCUCCCCCAGGAGCAACCCUCAGUCCAGGGUAAUCCCAGAGGAGCCCAGGGCCUUCACCUGCCAGGCCUAGCCCCCCCUCUGCCACAGUCCCCACACUGGCAGCCCCUGCGGUCUGGCUUGGCACCCCAAGACUGCAGACAGAGCCCCUAUGGGUGCUGUCCUGAUGGCCACACCACAUCUCUUGGGCCGCAGUGGCAGGGCUGCCCUGGAACCUCAUGUCAGCAGAGCAGGUACGGGUGCUGCCCCGACGGGGUGUCUGUGGCUGAGGGGCCCCAGCACGCCGGCUGCGCAGGGUCUUACAGCAGUGACAACGCCAGGCGAAGACUGGGGUCAAGAGCAGUGGCUUCCUCGGCUCCCACGGCCCACCGGCCCCAGGCUCAGCAGAACGAGCCCCCUGAGUGCCGGGGCUCCCAGUUCGGCUGCUGCUAUGACGGGGUGGUCUCUGCGGCUGGCCCUCUUGGGGAAGGCUGCGGGGGCCAGCCCGGCUACGCCUACCCUGUGCGGUGCCUGCUGCCCAGCGCCCACGGCUCCUGCGCGGACUGGGCCGCCCGCUGGUACUUCGUCCCCUCUGUGGGCCAGUGUAACCGCUUCUGGUACGGCGGGUGCCACGGCAAUGGCAAUAACUUUGCCUCUGAGGAGGAGUGCAUAAGCAGCUGCCGGGGGGGGCCACACGCUGGGCCCCGCUGGCCCGAGCCGGGGGCCUCUGGCCCGAGCGCCCGCGCAGACGGUGGCGGCAGCGGUCCCGGAGGCCAGCAGGAGGCCAGCUGGCCCAGGACGGGGACCACAGUCCCGACGAAGCUCUUGCCUUCCGGUGGCCUUGGGUGGCGAGAAGACCAAGAGCCUGGGCCAAGGAAGGAGUCCCACACGCAGGCGUUUGGAGAACGGCCCUGGGGCGGGGAGCUCGGGCCCCGAGCCCCUGGCCUGGGUGGAGAUGCCCGGCGACCAGCGCCGCCCUCCCACAGCUCCCCCUACAGGGUCAGCUUGGCAGGCCCGGAGCUGUCCCUGGUGCAGGCCCCCCGGGGGCAGUUGGUGCAGCUCCUCUGCCAAGAUGACACAUCCCUGGAGCCCCACGCCAGGUGGCAGAAAGAUGGGCAGCCCAUCUCCUCCGACAGGCACAAGCCGCAGCCUGAUGGCUCCCUGGUCAUCAGUCCCCUGCGGGCAGAGGAUGCUGGCAUCUACAGCUGUGGCAGCAGCCGGCCAGGCCGUGACUCUCAGAAGAUCCAGCUUCGUGUCACAGGGGCUGAUGUGGCCGUGCUAUCUGCGGCUGAGCCAAGGCACUUCCCUCAGACCAGGGACCCAGCCCAGGGCCACAGUCCUCGGGACUCCAGCCUAGUGGGGGACAGAGGAGGCCUAGGGGCCAUCUCCUCCUUGCAGCCUCGGCCCACGAGCAGGCUGCUUCUGGACAGGAACCAGCCUGGGGUGGUGGACGCCCAACCAGGCCAGCGGAUCCGGUUAACCUGCCGUGCUGAGGGCUUCCCGCCCCCAGCCAUUGAGUGGCAGAGAGACGGGCAGCCCCUCUCCUCCCCCAGACACCAGCUGCAGCCCGAUGGCUCUCUGGUCAUCAGCCAUGUGGUUGCACAAGAUGGUGGCUUCUAUGCCUGUGUUGCUUUCAACGGGCAGGACCGAGACCAGAGAUGGGUCCAGCUCAGAGUUCUGGGGGAGCUGACCAUCACAGAGCUGCCCUCUACUAUGAUGGUGCCAGAAGGGGACACGGCCAGGCUGCUGUGUGUGGUGACAGGAGAAAGUGUAAACAUCAGAUGGUCCAGGAACGGGCUGCCGGUGCGGGCCGACGGGCAUCGCAUCCACCAGUCCCCAGAUGGCACGCUGCUGAUCCACAACCUGCAGGCCAGAGAUGAGGGCUCCUACACGUGCAGUGCCUACCGUGGAAGCCAGGCAGUGAGCCGCAGCACCGAGGUGAAGCUGGUCCCCCCGGCACUGCCCGCCCAGCCCAGGGCCCUCAGCAGGGAGUGUGCAGAUCAGCCUGAGCUGGCCAACUGUGCUCUGAUCCUGCAGGCCCGGCUCUGUGGCAAUGAGUAUUACUCCAGCUUCUGCUGUGCUAGCUGUUCCCGCGUCCAGCCUCACGCUCAGCCUGUCUGGCGGCAGGGAUGAAGGCUAGCCGCAGCCCCAGUCCUGAAACAACUCCCGGUCCAUGGCCUCUGGCUGCCAACGGGCUCUACCCUUCAGAGAAUGGGACUCUCAGCCCGCCGCGCCUCAGCAGCCGCCGGCACCACAGGUCGCUGGCACGAGGAGUCGGCUUGGAUAAGCACACCCUUUACAGCUUCCCUCUAUCAUUUGUU
Molecule: messenger RNA, 3944 nt
Organism: Odobenus rosmarus divergens (Pacific walrus)
Lineage: Eukaryota; Metazoa; Chordata; Mammalia; Carnivora; Odobenidae
Gene: PAPLN
Product: papilin, proteoglycan-like sulfated glycoprotein
Exons: 25
Coding region: 1-3756 (1251 amino acids)
Biological process (GO): extracellular matrix organization
Cellular component (GO): extracellular matrix
Molecular function (GO): serine-type endopeptidase inhibitor activity; metalloendopeptidase activity
Source: RefSeq, a predicted model, not a curated record